Messenger RNA from Vanrija pseudolonga, 858 nucleotides. RefSeq lists its product as uncharacterized. The transcript has 2 exons. The record is from RefSeq and is a predicted model, not a curated record. Lineage: Eukaryota; Fungi; Basidiomycota; Tremellomycetes; Trichosporonales; Trichosporonaceae. The coding region runs from base 1 to 858 and encodes 285 amino acids.
AUGUCGACGAACACGACGAUCGCGCGCCGCGGCCGCCAAGUGGCGCGAGACGACGCCGCCAACCUCACCAUCAAGGCGUGGCCCAGCGUGCCGCAAUGCGGCAAGCUGCCAGUCGAGUGGGUGGGCUAUGCGCCGCCGUUCAAGUUCUACAUGCUGGACGCGAACCAGACCGACCUCGGGCUGCAGACGACGCUCAAGGCGCCCAACGGCACGGUGAUGCUGACCGUCAAGCUGCCCCCGCAGGUGAUCUACAUCGCCGUGGAAGACAACCUGCACACACGGGUAACCAGCAAGCCCGUGGCCAUUCUGCGGGGCCAUGACAAGUGCACGACCGGCCUGACGCUGGGACAUAAGCUCGGCACAAUGGGCGGCGUGGUCGGCGCACUGUUCGUCAUAGCGCUCGUCCUCUUGCUCCGCCGGCGGCGCUCGCAGGGGAGGCUGGCGCGCUCUUACGUGCGCAAGCGGGAGCCUGAGACGCUGCGGCUGAAUGACUUGGUUCCGGAGGACACGGUCGCGCUCAUUCGUGCAGCGGCACGGCCUGCGCGUCGGCCACCGCCGUCGGCGUCCCCGCUGCCGCUGACGCCGAUGGAGCUGCCGCCGUCCCUGUCGCCGCCGCUGCGCCCUCCCCCGGUCCGGAGGGAAACUGGCGAGCCUGACCCCGACGACGUGGCACCGCCUUACUCGCCUGCCAAUGCGACAAAGUACCCCCCGCUAACACACCUGGUGGUGGGGGGUGAAGGGAGCCAUCAUGGGGGGGCUGCAGCGGCCGAGGGCAGGGAUAGCACGGAAGAGGUACACUUGAACCCAAUAUCGCCUCCGCCGCCCCUCACGCCGCUCUCGCCCCGGCCAACAAUGUGA